Thlaspi arvense is the source of this 1464-nucleotide messenger RNA. Lineage: Eukaryota; Viridiplantae; Streptophyta; Magnoliopsida; Brassicales; Brassicaceae. The record is from the annotation of a GenBank genome assembly.
AUGUCUUUACUGGAACAGUUAAAGAAUGACAAUGGAGUUUCAGGAGGAAAGAUGAAACCUAGUGGAAAAAGUAGUGAUGACACCAAGAGGAAAGAUACUCCUGAUGACCCUGUCAGCAUUCGGCGUAGAGAAAGAGUGAAAGAAGCUAUGCUUCAUGCAUGGAGUUCAUAUGAAAAAUAUGCAUGGGGUCAUGAUGAACUUCAGCCACAGUCAAAGACUGGUGUUGAUAGCUUUGGUGGUCUUGGAGCAACUCUAAUAGACUCACUUGAUACCUUAUAUAUUAUGGGUCUCAAAGAGCAGUUCCAAAGAGCUAGAGAGUGGGUUGCAAACUCAUUGGAUUUCAACAAGAAUUAUGACGCUAGUGUUUUUGAGACAAACAUAAGAGUUGUGGGUGGACUUCUUAGUGCAUAUGAUCUCUCCGGGGACAAAAUUUUCCUUGAAAAAGCAAAGGACAUUGCUGAUAGAUUGCUACCUGCAUGGGAUACACCUUCUGGCAUUCCAUAUAACAUUAUUAACUUGGCUCACGGAAAUCCACAUAAUCCUGGAUGGACUGGGGGUGAUUCAAUCCUGGCAGAUUCUGGCACAGAGCAACUGGAAUUUAUAGUUCUUUCUCAAAGAACUGGAGAUCCAAAAUAUCAGGAGAAGGUGGAGAAUGUAAUUUUGCAGAUCAAUAAAACCUUUCCUGAUGAUGGUUUACUUCCUAUCUAUAUCAAUCCAAAUAGAGGGACAUCAUCUUACUCAACCAUAACAUUUGGAGCCAUGGGGGACAGUUUUUAUGAAUAUUUGCUCAAAGUUUGGAUACAGGGAAAUAAGACUGAAGCUGUAAAGCCUUACAGAGAAAUGUGGGAGAAGUCUAUGAAAGGUCUAUUAAGCUUGGUUAGGAGAACGACACCAUCAUCUUUUGCAUACGUUUGUGAGAAGAUAGGGAGUUCACUUACUGAUAAGAUGGAUGAAUUAGCUUGCUUUGCUCCAGGAAUGAUUGCCUUAGGGGCAUCAGGUUAUGGUCCCGAUGAAUCUCAGAAGUUUCUCUCACUUGCAGAAGAGGAGAUGAGUGUGGGUACAUCAUGGAAUAUAUUGAGGCCAGAGACUGUCGAGUCACUCUUUUACCUCUGGAGAUUGACUGGGAAUAAAACUUAUCAAGAAUGGGGCUGGAACAUAUUUGAAGCAUUUGAAAAGAAUUCUCGUAUAGAGUCAGGAUAUGUUGGAUUGAAGGAUGUCAAUACAGGCGUCAAAGACAAUAUGAUGCAGAGCUUCUUUCUUGCUGAGACACUCAAAUAUUUCUAUCUUCUAUAUGCACCAUCUUCAGUAAUCCCACUGGAUGAGUGGGUUUUCAACACAGAAGCUCACCCGCUAAGAAUUGUGAGCAGACAAGAUCAGGAAGGGAAUUUGGGAAGAUCAGAUGAACACAGGAAACCAAUUGUUAGGUCACGUGCUAGAAAACAAGGUCGAUUUGGUGAUGAUUAG